AUGGCAUUCGCACCCCGUGGCAGAGGAGGUCCUCCUAGAGGUGGACGCGGUGGCGCUCCAGGCGGCCGUGGCGGCCGUGGUGGUUUUGGAGGUCGUGGCGGCGGUGCUCCCAGAGGUAGAGGAGGUCCUGCGCGUGGGCGCGGCGGUCCUAGAGGUGGACGUGGUGCUCGUGGCGGUGGACGUGGAGGUGCCCGAGGUGGUGCCAAGGGCGGUCAGAAGGUUGUUGUCGAGCCUCACCGUCAUGCCGGUAUCUUCGUCGCUCGUGGAGCCAAGGAGGAUUUGCUUGUCACCAAGAACUUGACCCCUGGAGACUCUGUUUACGGCGAGAAGCGCAUUGCCGUCGAGGCCCCUGCUGAGGAUGAUGGCCCUGCUGUGAAAACCGAAUACCGUGUCUGGAAUCCUUUCAGGAGUAAGCUUGCCGCUGGUGUCCUCGGUGGUCUUGAUAAGAUCUACAUGAAGCCGGGAUCGAAGGUUCUUUACUUGGGUGCUGCCUCCGGUACUAGUGUCUCCCAUGUGGCAGAUUUGGUUGGCCCUACGGGAACUGUUUACGCCGUUGAAUUCUCUCACCGCUCCGGUCGUGACUUGAUUGGCAUGGCCACAAAACGCACAAACGUCAUCCCCAUUGUUGAGGAUGCUCGUCACCCGAUGAAAUACAGAUUGCUUGUCCCCAUGGUUGACGUUAUCUUCGCCGACGUUGCCCAGCCUGACCAAGCUCGUAUUGUGGGAUUGAAUGCGCACAUGUUCCUCAAGAACGAGGGUGGUGUCCUGAUCAGUAUUAAGGCCAGUUGUAUCGACAGUACGGCCAAGCCGGAGGUUGUCUUUGCCCAUGAAGUUGAGCGUCUACGAGCCGAGAAGAUCAAACCCAAAGAACAACUCACACUUGAACCCUUCGAACGUGACCACUGUAUCGUGGCUGGUCUUUACACACGCACGCAGUGA
Messenger RNA from Talaromyces atroroseus, 939 nucleotides. RefSeq names its product rRNA 2'-O-methyltransferase fibrillarin. Gene Ontology annotation, biological process: rRNA methylation; box C/D sno(s)RNA 3'-end processing. Lineage: Eukaryota; Fungi; Ascomycota; Eurotiomycetes; Eurotiales; Trichocomaceae. The coding region runs from base 1 to 939 and encodes 312 amino acids. The transcript is spliced from 9 exons. Gene Ontology annotation, cellular component: box C/D methylation guide snoRNP complex; small-subunit processome; nucleolus. Gene Ontology annotation, molecular function: RNA binding; rRNA methyltransferase activity; histone H2AQ104 methyltransferase activity. The record is from RefSeq and is a predicted model, not a curated record.